Dermochelys coriacea (leatherback sea turtle) is the source of this 9668-nucleotide messenger RNA. It is a transcript of the gene NOTCH1, whose product is annotated as notch receptor 1. Gene Ontology annotation, biological process: multicellular organism development; Notch signaling pathway; regulation of developmental process. Bases 263 to 7861 code for a protein of 2532 amino acids. The record is from RefSeq and is a predicted model, not a curated record. Lineage: Eukaryota; Metazoa; Chordata; Testudines; Dermochelyidae. The transcript is spliced from 34 exons. Gene Ontology annotation, molecular function: signaling receptor activity; calcium ion binding; Notch binding. Gene Ontology annotation, cellular component: membrane.
GCCUCCUCCUCCUCACUAGGGGAUUUGCAGCCGGAGGUUGCACGGGGCGCCGCGGCUCUCUGCGUCUCUCGGGGGGCACCGGGCAUUUCUCCCUGGGAGCGGAGUCCUUUUCCCGCCUGAGUUUGGGGGUGCUUUUUUUUUGGAGGAUCCUGCAUGCCCGCCGGCUGGCUGGGGGCGCCCCGGGAUCGAUGUGGCUCUGAAGGAGGGGGGGGGCCAGGACCAGCGCAAAGAGAGACGCCGGUGUGGAGCUCGAAGAGAAGGAAUGCAGCAGCUUCUGGUGCAGAGCCUCCUGCUGUCACUGCUGCCCGUGCUGAGCCGAGGUUUACGAUGUACACAGCCUGCCGAAUCCUGCCUGAAUGGAGGAAAGUGUGAAACUUACUCCAAUGGGACUGGGGUAUGCCUAUGCAACAGUGCCCACGUAGGUGACCGGUGCCAGCUGCCAAACCCCUGCCUCAGCUCCCCGUGCAAGAACGCCGGCACCUGCCACCCGGUCAUCCGUGGCAAUGCUGUGGAUUACACCUGUUCCUGCCACCUGGGCUUCACAGACAGGCUGUGCCUGACGCCCGAGGAGAACGCCUGCCUCAACAACCCCUGCCGCAACGGGGGGACCUGCGACCUGCUCACUCUGACUGAAUACAAGUGCCGGUGCCCUCCGGGGUGGUCAGGUAAGACCUGCCAGCAGGCAGAUCCCUGUGCCUCCAACCCCUGUGCCAACGGAGGGCAGUGUGUUCCUUUCGAAGCCCAUUACGUCUGCAAGUGCACAGCGGGCUUCCAUGGGGCCAGUUGCAAGCAGGACGUGAACGAGUGCAACACUAGUCCUCCCAUCUGCAAGAAUGGCGGGAGCUGCACCAAUGAGGUCGGGACCUACCAGUGUUCCUGCAAGCCAGCAUACACGGGCCAGAACUGUGAGCACCUCUAUGUGCCUUGCAACCCCUCGCCCUGCCAGAACGGGGGCACUUGCCGUCAGACUAGCGACACCACCUAUGACUGCACAUGUCUUCCAGGUUUUGCUGGUCAGAACUGCGAGGACAACAUUGAUGACUGUCCUGGGAAUAACUGCAAGAAUGGAGGCACCUGUGUGGAUGGAGUUAACACCUACAACUGCCAGUGCCUUCCUGAGUGGACAGGUCAGUAUUGCACUGAAGAUGUCGAUGAGUGCCAGCUCAUGCCGAAUGCCUGCCAGAAUGGAGGAACGUGCCACAACAACCACGGUGGCUUCAACUGCGUCUGUGUCAACGGCUGGACUGGCGAGGACUGCAGUGAGAACAUUGACGACUGUGCUAUGGCUGCCUGCUUCCAGGGUGCUACCUGCCACGACCGGGUGGCCUCUUUCUACUGCGAGUGCCCACAUGGCCGCACAGGCUUGCUGUGCCACCUGGAUGACGCCUGCAUCAGUAACCCCUGCAACGAAGGCUCUAACUGCGACACCAACCCUGUCAACGGCAAAGCCAUCUGCACCUGCCCCUCGGGUUACACGGGCCCAGCCUGUAACCAAGACAUAGACGAGUGCUCUCUAGGAGCCAAUCCUUGUGAGCAUGCUGGGAAAUGCAUCAACACCCAAGGAUCCUUCCAGUGCCAGUGUCUCCAGGGGUAUUCGGGCCCCCGCUGUGAGAUAGAUGUCAAUGAAUGCCUCUCGAAUCCGUGCCAGAACGAUGCCACCUGCCUGGAUCAGAUUGGUGAAUUCCAGUGUAUCUGCAUGCCAGGUUACGAGGGAGUUUACUGUGAAAUCAACACAGACGAGUGUGCCAGCAGCCCCUGCCUGCACAACGGGAACUGCAUCGAUAAGAUCAACGAGUUCCACUGCGAGUGCCCCACAGGCUUUAAUGGGCACCUGUGUCAAUAUGACAUCGACGAGUGCGCCAGCACGCCAUGCAAGAACGGGGCUAAGUGCAUAGACGGCCCCAACACCUACACCUGCGAGUGCACAGAAGGAUUUGCAGGUGCUCACUGCGAAAUCGACAAAAACGAAUGUGAUCCUGACCCGUGCCACUACGGGACCUGCAGAGACGGCAUUGCUGCCUUCACCUGUCUCUGCCAGCCUGGCUACACGGGCCACCUCUGUGACAUCAACAUCAACGAGUGCCAGAGCCAGCCAUGCAAAAAUGGAGGGACCUGCCAGGACAGGAACAAUGCCUACAACUGUCUGUGCCUCAAAGGCACCACAGGGCCUAACUGUGAAAUCAACCUGGACGACUGUGCUAGCAACCCAUGUGACUAUGGCAAGUGCCUAGACAAGAUCAAUGGCUAUGAAUGUACCUGCGAGCCAGGAUACACAGGGAGAAUGUGCAACAUCAACAUCGACGAGUGUGCCAGCAACCCGUGCCACAAUGGUGGAACCUGUAAGGACGGCAUCAAUGGCUUCACGUGCAUCUGCCCCGAGGGUUACCACGACCCUAUGUGUGUGCUGGAAGUGAAUGAGUGUAACAGCAACCCCUGCAUCCAUGGGAAAUGCAAUGAUGGACUCAAUGGCUACAGGUGUGAUUGUGACCCAGGCUGGAGCGGGACAAACUGCGACAUCAACAACAACGAGUGUGAAUCAAAUCCUUGCAUGAAUGGAGGCACCUGCAAGGAUAUGACUAGCGGAUACAUCUGUACCUGCCGGGAGGGUUUCAGUGGGCCCAACUGCCAGACCAAUAUCAAUGAAUGUGCUUCCAACCCUUGCCUGAAUCAGGGAACCUGCAUAGAUGAUGUAGCCGGCUACAAAUGCAACUGUCUCCUGCCAUAUACAGGGGCUACGUGUGAGGACGUGCUAGCUCCGUGUGCGGCCAGUCCGUGUAAGAAUGGUGGCGAGUGCAGAGAGUCAGAGGACUACGAGAGCUUCUCCUGCGUCUGCCCCUCUGGCUGGCAAGGUCAAACGUGUGAGAUUGACAUCAACGAAUGUGUGAAAAGCCCCUGUCGAAACGGCGCCACGUGUCAGAACGCAGAUGGGGGCUACCGCUGCAACUGCAAAGCAGGCUACACCGGCCGCAACUGCGAUGCCGACAUCGACGACUGCAAGCCAAAUCCCUGCCAUAAUGGUGGCUCCUGCUCUGACAGCAUCGACGCCUUCUUCUGUGACUGCCUGGCAGGCUUCCGGGGGCCCAAAUGCGAGGAGGACAUCAACGAGUGCGCCAGCAACCCCUGCAAGAAUGGGGCCAACUGCACGGAUUGUGUCAACAGCUACACGUGCACCUGCCCCUCUGGCUUCAGUGGGAUCCACUGUGAGAACAACACACCUGACUGCACAGAAAGCUCCUGUUUUAAUGGGGGAACCUGUGUGGACGGCAUCAAUACCUUCACCUGCGUAUGCCCACCGGGCUUCACGGGCAGCUACUGUGAGCAUGACAUCAACGAAUGCGACUCCAAGCCGUGCUUGAAUGGGGGCACCUGCCAGGACAGCUAUGGGACCUACAAGUGCACCUGCCCGCAGGGCUACACCGGCCUCAACUGUCAGAAUCUGGUGCGCUGGUGUGACUCCUCUCCCUGCAAAAACGGAGGCAAGUGCUGGCAGACCAACAACCUGUACCGCUGUGAGUGCAACAGCGGGUGGACGGGCCUGUAUUGUGACGUCCCCAGCGUAUCCUGUGAUGUGGCUGCGAACCAGCAAGGUGUCGACGUGGCGCACCUGUGCAGGAACUCCGGCCUCUGCGUGGAUACAGGCAACACGCACUUCUGCCGCUGCCAGGCUGGUUACACGGGCAGCUACUGUGAGGAGCAGGUGGACGAGUGCUCCCCGAACCCCUGCCAGAAUGGAGCUACAUGCACGGACUACUUGGGAGGCUACUCCUGUGAGUGUGUUACUGGCUAUCACGGAGUUAACUGCUCAGAGGAGAUCAAUGAGUGCCUGUCUCACCCAUGCCAGAAUGGAGGAACCUGCAUCGAUCUCAUCAAUACCUACAAAUGCUCUUGCCCCAGAGGGACUCAAGGGGUGCACUGUGAAAUCAACGUUGAUGAUUGCAGCCCUUUCUUUGAUCCCGUCACUCUGGGGCCCAAGUGCUUUAACAACGGCAAAUGCACAGACCGAGUGGGCGGCUACAGCUGCAUCUGCCCACCCGGCUUCGUGGGGGAGCGCUGCGAGGGGGACGUCAAUGAAUGUCUGUCCAACCCCUGUGACGCGCGGGGGACCCAGAACUGCGUGCAGCGUGUCAACGAUUACAAGUGCGAGUGCAGGCAGGGGUAUGCAGGCCGUCGCUGUGAUACCGUGGUGGAUGGCUGUAAGGGCAAACCCUGCAGGAACGGUGGAACGUGUGCAGUUGCUAGCAACACUGGCCGGGGCUUCAUCUGUAAAUGCCCCCCGGGUUUUGUCGGCGCCACUUGUGAAAACGACUCGCGCACCUGUGGGAACCUGCACUGCUUGAAUGGCGGCACCUGCAUCUCCAUCCACAAGAGCUCCAAGUGCAUGUGUGAUCCUGCCUUCACGGGACCAGACUGCCAGCACCCCGUCAGCAGCCCUUGCAAUUCAAACCCAUGUUACAAUGGGGGCACCUGUGAAUACUUCAGUGACGCUCCCCCAUAUUACCAGUGCAAUUGCCCUGCAAAUUUCAAUGGCCUAUACUGCCACAUCCUGGAUUUUGAUUUCCGGGGAGGCGUCGGACAGGACAUCACCCCACCCAAAAUUGAAGAGAAAUGUGAGAUACCCGUUUGCGCGGGUUUCGCUGGCAACAAGAUCUGUGAUGGGAAGUGCAACAACCAUGCCUGCGGCUGGGAUGGAGGGGACUGUUCCCUCAACUUCAACGACCCCUGGAAGAACUGCUCCCAGUCGCUGCAGUGCUGGAAGUACUUCAACGACGGGAAGUGCGAUUCGCAGUGCAACAAUGCUGGGUGUCUGUAUGAUGGCUUUGACUGCCAGAAGGUGGAAGGGCAAUGCAAUCCUCUGUAUGACCAGUACUGUAAAGAUCACUUUUCAGAUGGUCACUGCGACCAGGGGUGUAACAAUGCUGAGUGUGAAUGGGAUGGUCUGGACUGUGCCAACAACAUGCCUGAGAAGCUUGCAGAUGGCACUUUGGUAGUGGUGGUCCUGAUAACCCCAGAGAACCUGAAGAACAACUCCUUCAACUUCCUCCGAGAGCUCAGCCGUGUCCUUCACACCAAUGUGGUCUUCAAAAAGAACCCCAAGGGAGAGUACAUGAUCUUCCCAUACUACGGCAAUGAAGAGGAGCUGAAAAAGCACCACAUCAAGAGGUCGACAGAGAACUGGUCAGACAUGCCCAGUGCCGUCUUCAACACAAUAAAGACAUCCCUCUCAUCGCGUGUCAGUGAAAGGCAGCGGAGAGAGCUGGAUCAGAUGGAUAUCAGAGGAUCCAUCGUAUACUUGGAGAUUGACAACCGCCAGUGUAUCCAGUCCUCCUCGCAAUGCUUUCAGAGUGCAACUGAUGUGGCGGCUUUCCUGGGUGCCUUGGCCUCACUUGGUAACCUGAACAUCCCCUACAAAAUAGAAGCCGUUAAAAGUGAAACAGCUGAGCCCCAGAGGAACUCUCAGUUGUAUCCUAUGUAUGUGGUGGUGGCUGCACUUGUCUUGCUUGCUUUCAUUGGAGUGGGAGUAGUGGUAUCUCGAAAGCGGCGCAGGGAGCAUGGGCAGCUCUGGUUCCCAGAAGGCUUCAAAGUGACAGAGUCAAGCAAGAAAAAGCGACGAGAACCACUUGGGGAGGAUUCCGUUGGACUGAAACCCUUGAAAAAUGCUUCUGAUGGCACCUUGAUGGAUGACAACCAGAAUGAAUGGGGUGAUGAAGAAACCUUGGACACUAAGAAGUUCAGGUUUGAGGAGCAGGCGAUGCUGCCAGACACGGACGAUCAGACAGAUCACAGGCAGUGGACUCAACAGCACCUAGAUGCAGCCGACCUGCGCAUCUCUUCCAUGGCACCCACCCCACCGCAAGGUGAAAUUGAUGCAGAUUGUAUGGAUGUCAACGUUCGAGGUCCUGAUGGAUUCACCCCACUCAUGAUUGCUUCGUGCAGUGGAGGAGGACUGGAGACUGGCAACAGCGAAGAGGAGGAGGAUGCUCCCGCUGUCAUCUCAGAUUUCAUUUACCAGGGUGCCAGCUUGCACAACCAGACAGACCGAACCGGCGAGACAGCACUCCACCUGGCUGCAAGGUAUUCUCGCUCCGAUGCUGCCAAACGCCUGCUGGAGGCCAGUGCAGAUGCAAACAUCCAGGACAACAUGGGCAGGACGCCCCUCCAUGCAGCUGUGUCAGCUGAUGCUCAAGGAGUCUUCCAGAUCCUGAUUAGGAACAGAGCAACUGAUUUGGAUGCCCGCAUGCACGAUGGGACCACGCCGCUGAUCCUGGCAGCUCGCUUGGCCGUGGAGGGCAUGCUGGAGGAUCUGAUCAAUUGCCACGCAGAUGUCAAUGCAGUGGAUGACCUAGGCAAAUCGGCAUUGCACUGGGCAGCUGCUGUGAAUAACGUAGAAGCUGCCAUGGUGCUGCUGAAGAACGGUGCCAAUAAAGACAUGCAGAACAAUAAGGAGGAGACACCAUUGUUCCUUGCAGCCAGAGAAGGGAGCUACGAAACUGCCAAAGUCCUCCUGGAUCACUUUGCGAACCGUGACAUAACAGAUCACAUGGACCGGCUCCCGCGGGACAUUGCGCAGGAACGCAUGCACCAUGACAUUGUGCGGCUGCUGGACGAGUAUAACCUGGUACGGAGCCCUCCACUGCAUAAUGGUCCGCUGGGGGCGCCCACCCUGUCUCCUCCACUUUGCUCUCCCAGCAGUUACAUCGGCAACCUGAAACCCAACGUCCAGGGGAAGAAAGCUAGGAAGCCAAGUACCAAGGGCCUGAGCUGCAAUAGCAAAGAUUCCAAAGACAUCAAAGCCAGGAGGAAAAAAUCACAGGAUGGGAAAGGGUGCCUUCUAGAUAGCUCUAGCGUGCUGUCACCAGUCGACUCCCUGGAGUCACCCCAUGGGUACCUGUCGGAUGUUGCUUCUCCUCCACUGAUGACCUCUCCAUUUCAGCAGUCCCCUUCGAUGCCUCUGAAUCACCUGCCAGGCAUGCCUGAUGCCCACAUGAGUAUCAACCAUCUUAACAUGGCGGGAAAGCAGGAUAUGACGAUGGGCAGCUCCAGCAGGAUGGCCUUCGAUUCAAUGCCCCCGCGUCUCUCUCACCUUCCCGUAUCCAGCCCCAGCGCAGUCAUGAGCAGUGCACCGAUGAAUUUCACUGUAGGCGGAGCGGCCAGCCUGACCGGGCAGUGCGACUGGCUAACGAGGCUGCAGAAUGGGAUGGUCCAAAACCAAUAUAAUCCAAUGAGAAACAACAUCCAGCCCGGGGCUCACCCGCAAACCCAAGCCCUUCAGCAUGGCAUGAUGACCUCCCUGCACAACGGCAUGCCCACCACUACCUUGUCUCAGAUGAGGAGCUACCAGCCCAUGCCUAAUACAAGGUUGGCCUCCCAGCCACAUCUGGUGCAGGCCCAGCAGUUGCAACAGAUCCAACAGCAGCAGAAUUUACAGCAGCAGCUGCAACAGCAGCAUCACAACACCAGCUCAAACACCAACGCCCACAUGAGCCAAAAUUUCCUCAGUAAUGAGCUAAACCAGGCAGACAUGCAGCAGGUGAGCAGCACUACCAUGGCAGUGCACACUGUUUUGCCUCAAGAGACCCAGAUCCUAUCAACGUCUCUACCAUCCUCCCUCACACAACCCAUGACCACCACCCAGUUUUUAACUCCGCCCUCUCAACACAGUUACUCCUCCCCCUUAGACAAUACACCCAAUCACCAGCUUCAGGUGCCAGACCACCCUUUCUUAACACCUUCCCCGGAGUCACCGGACCAAUGGUCAAGCUCAUCUCCUCAUUCCAACAUAUCUGAUUGGUCAGAGGGAAUCUCCAGCCCUCCCACGAGUAUGCAGUCACAGAUAGGACAUAUCCCAGAAGCCUUCAAGUAAAAACGGUGUUUCAGAGACAUUGACACAGUGGGACUUAGGAUCAUCUUUUAAAAACUUCUUCUAAGGACACUGGUUGUUUUGACUGAAGGAUCCCUUUUUAUAUGUUUUUUUAUACAAAAUAAGAAUACAAUGUUUAAUCUUUUUUUAGUAUUUAUUUAUGUACUUUUUAUUUUACAUGAAAACACUGCCUUUUUAUUUAUAUGUUCUAUUGUUAAGAACUCAAAAUGAGACACUUCAGUUGUGCGCCAAGGAAUUAAAAACUAUUAGAUCUUUUAUAGAAAUUUUGUUUUUGUUUUUGGGGUGUUUUUUAAUAUGUUGACUUGAUAGGGGGUGGGGGUUCUUUUUGUAAAGUUAUAAGCAAAGAUUCGUGAUUCUGAAAUGCCAUUUAUUUAUUGUGGGGGUUUUUUUUGUUUUUUUUUUUUGCUUUCAAACCCAGAAAAAGUGGGAGGGGAAGGGGGGAGAAUUAGCUACAAAUGUCACCCCUUGAAAAAAUUAUAAAUUAAGCAUGAAUCGAUUUUUGAAAUGUACUUUAAAAUGUUUUCUUGGGUGUUAUCUGAGGACAUUUUAUGGUACUAGUCAUGAAUCUUUGUUUAAAAUUUCAGUAUUAUAUAGUUGUACAUUUAUCUUAAUACAUAGAAAUUCUUGUUCUUUCUUUUUUAUAUAUAUUUAAAUGCUGUCUAUAUAAAAAAAAAUCAGGAUUACAGACCUGUGAUAGGUUCUAAGCUAAAAAAAAAUCUACAUAACAUUGUUGCUGCCUAAAGAAACAGAACAUUUGCCAAAUCUGUUGAAAAUCCAUAGCUAUGGAGUCAAUGCCGAAGGGUUUCUCGGGGUUCUUCUGCAAUUGACUGAAUAACAAUUUAAACAAUAAAGAUGCUAGGAGUUGAACUUUUAGAACCACAUCCUUCAUUUAAGGGUGGCCUGUCCUAUUUUGAAGGAGGCAUUUGUCAAUUACUGGAAACCAACUUGAAUGAAAGUUAACAGAGCAUUACAAUGCCCAACCACAGUCUACUAUCAAUCCAUAACAUUCAAGCUGGUUUUGAAACGCUGAACUUUUGGGUUUGCAACUUAAGAGGUCAGGUGCAGCUGUAGCCCUGACCUAUUCUACCAGGAGGGCAGAAAUUAGGAGACACAGACAAAAACUGGACUGCUCAGCCCAUGUGUUUAAAUGGUGACAUUUGAUUCUUGCUAGUCUGGAGUGAUGCAUCGGGUUUAUAUUGGUGCGUACUCUUUUGUGGAGGUGGGGGGGAAACAACCAUGUAAAAUAUAGUAUAAGCCUAUGGCAGAUUUAAUGUUUGUAAAUAAAUUUUUUUUUAAAAGGUGGAUUUUGUUUCAAAAAUCUAAAUGAACAAGUCUUAAGUACAUCAUGCUUAUUAGAGGUGUCAGAAUAUUGCUCACUCAUUGACUGCGAAAGAAAAGCAAACACUAUGCUUACAUACAGGACAUUCACUCACCUAAAAUGCAGUCAAUCAAGGAAACCUAAGAAAAGGGAGAGAUUCCUGAUCCCUUUUAGUUAGAAACCAAAUAUGAUUAAAAUUUCUCAAAAACACAAGGCUUUCUGCAGUCCCUUGUGUGCUCAUCUCUUAGUAAACACUUACGGAGCAUCGGUAUUGUGACAUCCCUAAUAUGAGUGAUUUAAACAUCAAGUGGUGUUGUCUUCCUCUGUUUUCUAAACUAGAAUGUAGUUUACGAAAAAAUCUUCUGUAAUAAAAUUAUCUACCUGCAAAGUUGUAGUUUGCAAAAAUGAUGUAUUUUUUGGUAAACUGAUUUGCAAUAAAUGAUGCUCAUGGGCGUCUAGAUUUUACUAAAA